UCAUGAACCACGCCGCUUCAGUCAGUCUCCCUCUCUCUAUUUAAUCCCCAAUCUUCUUUCUUCCUCCUCUUCUCCUCUCUCUCUCUCUCUCUCUCUACAAUCUCAACCUCUGUAUCUCCCCAUACUCCGCCAGAUUCCGGUGGCCCCACUUCUCUCUUCGCCGUGUGUACACUCCGAUACAUCACCAUCCCAAUCGGUUCGGGCCACAGCUACCUGGAUCCGAUUUCAUCUAUCGAAUCUAAGCCUCUAACCUAACCCCCAAUCCCCACCCCAUCUCCUUCCAAUUCACAAAUAAUUAUUUUUCUUUUUCAAAUUUCCUUUUGUUUCUCUAAAAAGGCAUUUUUCUUCUUCUUUGUUUUCUUUGUGAAAUUACAUUUCUAACUCUACAAAUCCUCACUCUGGCGUUUUAAAAAAAGAGUCCUCCGGUACCUGAUUUGACGCAUUUGUCCCCCGGCAACGAAUCCCCACUUGACGGUUUUGCCCACUCUGGCUUUUUUCUAUUUCGAGGUUCGUUCGCUGACGUGGCAUGGAGUUUUAAAUUCACAUCUUUCAAAACUUACAGAUGAGUUUCCAACAAAGCCAUAGCCGUAGGAUCGUGCCACCUGGCCCAUCCAGAAAGCGAAAGGAGAGACAAGCCAAUGCCUCGUCCAACGGCUUUAAACAGCCGGCUCCAAAGGCUCCAACCUUAAGCCAAACGACAGCUCCGACUUUGUCGUCGAAUCGGCUGCUGGCGGGCUACAUGGCGUACGAGUAUUUAACGAAGGGCACGCUGUUCGGUCAGAAGUUCGACCCGGCUCGAGCCGAGGCGGUGCCGCUGACGAGCUCGGCACCCGAGCCGAGGGGGGGGUGGUCAGCGGAGCCGAGGAGGGGGAAGCCGGUCGAAGCCGGGAAAGUCGGGGCGGGCUCAGGUUCGGGUGUGGGUGCGGCGCAGGAGAGUUACGCUGAGGUGGCGAGCAUGUUGAAGACGGAUGGGGCCCACAUUCCGGGCAUUGUGAACCCGACGCAACUGGCGAAGUGGAUUCAGAUGUGACAACAGGGAUAUAUAUAACGGGCCUUGUAUUGUUGCGUAAGUUGGGGACGUGGCGCUUGGUGAUUGGCUGGAUGGUUUUGGUCCACGUCAGCUAGUUGGCGUAGUAGUUGAUAGUAAAUAGAAGCGGCUGAGUUUCUGAUUCAAAACGAAGCGCAGGAUUUCGUGAACAGUGAGAGAGUAAGCGAGUGUGAGAGAGUGUGAAGGCGGCGAGUGAGAUCAAAACCAUUUCUCUCUCUCUCUCCCUCUCUCUCUCUUCUGUUUGUGAUGACGAUAAUGUCUGCGUUCUAUGUUUUGUUGUAUUUAUUUGUAGGAGUAUGACGAAGAAGAAGAAGACGAAGAAGAAAUUAAGAGAGAGAUGACAGAAUGCAUGUCUGCUGUGUGAAGAUCGGAGCCAUUUGAAAUUCCGGUGCUUAAUCUGUUGUUCUUGUUGAUUAGCUUAUUUAAUCUAUAUAUUUAAAGUCGAUUUUCGACAAUUAUAUAUCUGUGUUUGUGAGUUCUUUGUUUUGCAUAUAUCGUUGCAUGCAUGCUUGCUUGAUGUGGGUACGUAUGUAUAAUGUAUACAAAUACACUUGGGCAUCGGGUAAGUUGUUAGGUUGUUGUGGUGGCAGAUUAGUCAGAUUUAUUACAGUUGCUCCUGCCAUUAAGCUUCUAGGCUUUCUGGUAUAACUUAAGGUUUUCAGGUCCUGGGUUGGACUUGCGUAGAAGGAAAUAUCAGUAACACCCGUAACUCGAAUUAUGCGACAAAUAGUCAUCGUAAUCGUAUAAUGAGCAAUGCUAAACAUACCACAUUUUUGUACAUUUUGUGUACAAUCUCUCUAAUAAAGGUGGUAUAUAAUUAAAGCAUUGGACGGAUUAUUUUGUA
This is a messenger RNA of Prunus mume (Japanese apricot), 1892 nucleotides long. NCBI's taxonomy places the organism in Eukaryota, Viridiplantae, Streptophyta, Magnoliopsida, Rosales, Rosaceae. The record is from RefSeq and is a predicted model, not a curated record.